ACAGAAAGAACAGCGAGUUCUGUUAGCUUUCAUUAAUCUUGUGUGAGGAGAAACUGCGGUCCGAUCUGAAGACAUGGCAGAGUCUCGAUUCAAUAAUCCUUAUUUCUGGCCACCACCUCCGUCCAUGCCUACUCAGCUGGAUAACCUGGUUCUAAUCGACAAGAUCAAAGAGCAGCUGAUGGCAGAAAAGAUCAGACCUGCGCAUUUGCCGCCCACCACUGUUCCCUCUCAGCAGACGUUGUUGGUGGCUUUGCCGCCCUCAGAAGUCACCCAGCACAUGAUGUCAGUCCCCAAAGUACAGCAGGUCCCGAGCCUCCAAGCCCACAACUCCGCGCAGCUUGACAUCGCCCUGCACGCCCGCCGAGCCUCCAGCAGUGCGGCAGAGCUGAACAUGGAUGACAAGUCAGCUUUGAAGGCUAAAGGAUUAUGGGAAGACUGGCAUAUGCGCCAAGCAGUGGAACAAGCUGCUAGAGUGAACCAUCGUUCAGGUCCGGCACUUUCUUCUCGCUCAGACAGUCACAGCACUUUAGAGGCCAUGACGCCCACCACUCCCACAUCUAGCAGUCAGAGCAGACUAGGAGCCGUACCCUCCCUAAAUGUGAUCUCUGGCCUGGCCACUGCCCACUGCAUUGACCAGGUGAAAGGCGUAGGCUUGGCAGGCAUGCUGGGGUCACAAGUCAAAACGCCACGUGGCCGCAAGAAGAUCAAGGCGGAGAACACAGGCCCCUUGCUGGUAGUGCCCUACCCCUUACUGGCCUCAGGUCCGGAUCAGGCAGUGACCAUCGCCAAGGAGGGGAAAACCUACAGGUGUAAAGUAUGUCCACUCACGUUCUUCAACAAAUCCGAGAUGCAGAUACAUUCCAAGUCCCACACAGAGGCCAAAGCUCAUAAGUGUCCUCACUGUUCCAAAUCUUUUGCCAACGCUUCGUAUCUAUCUCAGCACCUCCGGAUUCACUUAGGGAUCAAGCCUUACCACUGCUCCUACUGUGAGAACUCCUUCCGCCAGCUCUCUCACCUGCAACAGCACACAAGGAUUCACACAGGGGACCGACCGUACAAGUGUGCUCAUCCUGGAUGUGAAAAAGCAUUCACACAGCUUUCAAAUCUACAAUCCCACCAGAGGCAACACAACAAAGACAAGCCGUACAAGUGUCCAAACUGCUACCGUGCCUACACAGACUCAGCUUCUCUACAGAUACACCUGUCAGCCCAUGCUGUUAAAAACGCUAAAGCUUACUGCUGCAGUAUGUGCGGUCGCGCAUACACGUCUGAGACCUACCUAAUGAAGCACAUGUCAAAACACACAGUGGUCGAGCAUCUGGUGAGCCAUCACUCUCCACAGAGAACAGAAUCUCCCAGCAUCCCCAUACGUGUCUCUCUCAUCUGAGCUUCCUCUGCUCUU
This is a messenger RNA of Trichomycterus rosablanca, 1402 nucleotides long. RefSeq names its product zinc finger protein 362b (gene znf362b). The transcript is spliced from 9 exons. Gene Ontology annotation, molecular function: DNA-binding transcription factor activity, RNA polymerase II-specific; RNA polymerase II cis-regulatory region sequence-specific DNA binding. Lineage: Eukaryota; Metazoa; Chordata; Actinopteri; Siluriformes; Trichomycteridae. Bases 74 to 1387 code for a protein of 437 amino acids. The record is from RefSeq and is a predicted model, not a curated record. Gene Ontology annotation, biological process: regulation of transcription by RNA polymerase II.